AUGUCCAGGAUUCAUCCUUCUGAUCAGAGUAAAUGUCACGGCCAUUCGUUGUUAAAAGAUCACAAAGGCAGCAGGCGGCCACUUCAUGAGAAUGGUAAACAUCAUGAUCAAUAUUUAGCAGAUCCAUCUGUGCUCACUGUAUGGAAGAGAUCCAGCAUGAGCUUCCAGGGUACAGAUGGAUUCACUGUUUUUGAUCCACAUGGAACAUUAGUUUUCAGAGUCGACAAUUAUUCCAGGAAGAAUGGUUAUGGUCUUGUCCUUAUGGACGGAGUCGGCAAUGCUUUAAUUUCCUUGAAACGCAAGAUACUAAGCAUGCAAUACCAGUGGAAUGCAUACAUAGGAGAAGAUGGGUGCGAAAAGAACAAAGUAUUCUCAAUGAGGAGCCCAUCUGUGCUUUUACACACUGCAGGCCGGAAACAUGUAGCAGAGAUCUUCAUGGGAAGAAAAUUAGGCCAUCAUCAUCAGAACACACCAGAUUUCAAGAUUGAGGGAUCAUUUAGAUCGAGAGAUUGCAAGAUCGUCAAGACUUCUACCGGAGAAGUAGUGGCAAAGAUAUCUAGGAAGAGAGUGAAUAACACUACGAUUUUACUGAGCGAUGAUGUGUUUAGCAUGGUGGUACAACCUGGUUUCGACACCCAGCUUAUCAUGGCCUUUGUAAUUGUACUAGAUCGCAUCAGCAGCAAGCCUUUUUCUCCUGUUUUAUGUUCUUAA
Molecule: messenger RNA, 711 nt
Organism: Dovyalis caffra
Lineage: Eukaryota; Viridiplantae; Streptophyta; Magnoliopsida; Malpighiales; Salicaceae
Source: the annotation of a GenBank genome assembly